Molecule: messenger RNA, 1555 nt
Organism: Pecten maximus
Lineage: Eukaryota; Metazoa; Mollusca; Bivalvia; Pectinida; Pectinidae
Product: tubulin alpha-1 chain
Exons: 3
Coding region: 116-1471 (451 amino acids)
Biological process (GO): microtubule cytoskeleton organization; mitotic cell cycle
Cellular component (GO): cytoplasm; microtubule
Molecular function (GO): structural constituent of cytoskeleton; GTP binding
Source: RefSeq, a predicted model, not a curated record
CACGCCCUACGAUUUGGCUGACUAUAUAAGGCUUAUACCUCGGGUGUUCAGGUACAUCGCCCUUACGACUCAUCAUUGUCAUUAAGGAGGAUUUCAGCAGCAAACUUUCAUCAAAAUGCGUGAGUGCAUCAGUAUCCAUAUUGGUCAAGCCGGUGUCCAGAUGGGCAAUGCCUGUUGGGAGUUGUACUGUCUGGAGCAUGGUAUUCAGCCUGAUGGUCAGAUGCCCUCAGACAAGACCAUUGGCGGGGGUGACGACUCCUUCAACACCUUCUUCAGCGAGACUGGGGCUGGAAAGCAUGUGCCUAGGGCAGUUUUUUUGGAUCUCGAGCCCACAGUCGUUGAUGAGGUGAGAACUGGAACAUACCGGCAACUUUUUCAUCCCGAACAGUUGAUCACUGGAAAGGAGGAUGCGGCUAACAACUAUGCUCGUGGUCACUACACUGUGGGCAAAGAGCUCAUUGACAUCGUGCUGGACCGGAUCCGGAAACUCGCUGACCAGUGUACCGGCCUGCAAGGCUUCCUUCUUUUCCACAGUUUUGGAGGCGGCACUGGAUCCGGAUUUUCUUCUCUGCUCAUGGAACGUCUCAGUGUCGAUUAUGGCAAGAAAUCUAAACUAGAGUUCGCCAUCUACCCGGCGCCCCAGAUUUCCACCGCUGUAGUGGAGCCUUACAACUCUAUUCUCACCACACAUACUACCCUGGAACACUCCGACUGCGCUUUCAUGGUUGACAACGAGGCUAUUUAUGAUAUUUGCCGCCGCAACCUUGACAUUGAUCGUCCAACCUACACAAAUCUGAACCGUCUGAUAGGGCAGAUCGUCAGCUCCAUCACCGCCUCUCUUCGAUUUGAUGGGGCUUUGAACGUUGACCUGACAGAGUUCCAGACCAACCUGGUGCCUUAUCCACGUAUUCACUUCCCUCUGGCAACCUACGCUCCUGUCAUAUCCGCCGAGAAAGCCUACCACGAGCAACUCACAGUCGCGGAAAUCACCAAUGCGUGCUUUGAGCCGGCUAACCAGAUGGUGAAGUGUGACCCUCGUCACGGUAAAUACAUGGCCUGCUGUCUUCUGUACAGAGGUGAUGUCGUACCUAAGGAUGUCAACGCUGCCAUAGCUACCAUCAAGACCAAGAGGACCAUCCAGUUCGUCGACUGGUGUCCAACUGGCUUCAAGGUUGGAAUCAACUACCAGCCCCCUACUGUUGUACCAGGAGGAGAUCUGGCUAAGGUCCAGCGUGCCGUGUGCAUGUUGAGCAACACUACCGCCGUCGCGGAGGCCUGGGCUCGUCUUGAUCACAAGUUUGAUCUGAUGUACGCCAAGCGUGCUUUCGUCCACUGGUACGUCGGAGAGGGUAUGGAAGAGGGAGAGUUCUCCGAGGCUCGUGAGGAUCUGGCAGCUCUUGAGAAGGACUAUGAAGAAGUCGGAGUUGAUUCUGUAGAUCAAGAAGGCGAAGACGAAGGAGAUGAAUAUUAGACGAUAACAUGUUCUAUCGCGCUCAGGGCCAAGAAAUAUAUAUUAUUCUCUAAUGUUGUAAUAAAAUUGUUUUGGCAAUAGAAA